Messenger RNA from Trichoderma asperellum CBS 433.97, 1587 nucleotides. The record is from RefSeq and is a predicted model, not a curated record. Lineage: Eukaryota; Fungi; Ascomycota; Sordariomycetes; Hypocreales; Hypocreaceae.
AUGCUUUCCAUCACAAUCAUUGCUCGGCACGGCGAUCGCUUAACCACCUUAGCCCGUGAUGUCCGCAGGCAACUAUAUGGCGUCGAAGGGGCCAGCGCAGUGCUGCGAACACUGCGCAUAUUCUCACACCCGUCCAAUAGAACCGCCCUUGAACAGGAGCUUUCUUUUCUGUCUUCCUUGAAGCCGGGCGAUCCAAUGGCUAAUGCUCUUCGUGACUCGCUUGAAACGGAGCGGUCCGGCGCCUUUAAUUACUAUAUCGAUACGUCGCCUUCUGUCUAUGACAUCAUCUCGUUCUCCCGUCAACGUCUUGGCUCAAAAGUGGGAGAUUGUAUCACAGCAAUUAUUGACAUCACAAACCUUGAUAGAUUGAAAUACUGUUUUGCCACAAGCGACCACAAGACCGAGGAUGCUCUAACGUAUGUUGGCCGAUUUUUGGAUGUUGAAGCACCAAUACGAAAGGCUCUCGAAGGUCAGCAUGUAGCUCACGCGAUUGCAAAGUUUGAAUUCAUUGAAAGCAUCAGUGUGUUGCCAGCUCUACCAAUUGGAAGCUCUGAAGAAGAUGUACCGCGCCGACCAGUUGUGAAGUCGUUGGUAGAUCUUUGCAUUGCUAAAUUACCCGACUUGUUUCAAUCAACUAAAAACGUCGGUGUCACUGAUCAUGAAGUUUUAGAUUUGUCUCAUAUCAAAACUUCAAUAUGGGAGUAUUCUGUUGAGAAUGCCAGCACGCUUGCAACAGCACCUGACCAUGUAUCUGCGGGGGUACUUGCCCUGGCGCUCAAGGGACAGUCCUAUAUAAAUCUUGCACCUUUCCGCGACCUGGCACCCACCGCUGCGAGGGCUGUGUUGCAAUCGCUUCCAGGAGCUCGGGCUAUCAAUUUAUCAGGGACAGCUGCAAUAGCUGACGACGAAAUCGAAGGAACGCUGGCUGCAAUCGGUCAUGAUCUCGAUGCACUGUAUCUACUUACUCCCCCAAGCCGUGUUGGAGAGCUACCAAAAGCGAUCAUGCUUGCGCUGAAAAAAUGGAAUCACAAAUGCUCCAAAGUGUUGAUAUCUUCUGUAUUAGAAGAGGGCACGAGAUGGGGAAUACACAAGUGGUUCAACCUAGAUCUUGCCAUAUACCCUUCGGUUUGCAGGAGUACACAAUAUGCAUCAUCCAGAUCAUUUCCCAUCACGCAAAUAAUGUACAAAAGUACCUUUAAAAAAGGUUUUGUGUCCUCGAGUCGCCCUAUUUUGGCACACGCUUUCAUCGGUGGCGGCCUCGUUGCUCCGUUUCGCUUAUGGACAGGUAUUCUAAAGACGAUUAAGGACAUGGAUUUGAAUCUUGGACUGGAAGAAUUACAAUUCGUCAAGUUCCUGAUCCACAAUCUAGCUUUGGGGCCACCGACACCAGAUUCUGAGGAGUAUUUGGAAGUCCGUUCGAUACCAACAACAGCUUCCUUUGUUGUGUAUAAACCAGCACCUACUGAGUCAGUAUAUAGCAAUCCAGGCUAUCAUAUGUGGGGUCUGACGCCUGAUGCUUGGACUGUCGUUGUCUUGCGGGAUGAAAUUCCCAAGGAUAUCCUAACUCAAGAUGGCAUAUUCAGAUGA